GAUUGGCUCAGACCCAUACGCUCCGGGUCCCGAAGGAUGGGGGCCGCUGCGCUCCGCGCCCUUUUCCUGCUGCUGUCCGCACGCUUGUCCUGGGCUCAGACCCGCGUGGGCUCACACUCGCUGCGGUUUUUCUUCACCGCCGUGUCCCGGCCCGGCCUCGGGAAGCCCCGGUUCAUAGUCGUCGGCUAUGUAGACGACACGGAGAUCGUGAGCUUCGACAGCGACGCGGAGAAUCCGAGGAUGGAGCCGCGCGCGCCGUGGGUGGAGCAGGAUGGGCCAGAUUACUGGGAGCAGCAGACUAGUAUAGUCAGGACUCGAGCACAGCAGUUUGAAAGAAACUUGGUGACCUUGGUUCGUUUUUACAACAAGAGCGAGGACGACUCUCACACACUACAGUGGCUCCAAGGCUGCGAUCUGGGGACAGGUGGGCGCCUGCUUCGCUGGUACAACGAGCUCGCCUAUGAUGGCAUGGACUGCCUCAUCCUGGACGAAGACCUGAGUUCUUGGACAGCGGAGACCAGCACUGUAACUCAGAUUUCUCAGCACAAGUCAGAAGCCUACCUGAAGGACAACUGUUCAGAGCUGCUGCAGAAAUACCUGGAAAAAGGGGAGGAGAGGCUGCUGCGCUCAGAUCCCCCAAAGACACGUGUGACCCGUCACCGCAAAUCCAAAGGUGAAGUCACCCUGAGGUGCUGGGCCCUGGGAUUCUACCCUGCUGACAUCACCCUGACCUGGCAGUUGAAUGGGGAGGACCUGGGUCAGGACAUGGAGUUUGUGGAGACCAGGCCUUCAGGGGAUGGAACCUUCCAGAAGUGGGCAGCUGUGGUGGUACCUUCUGGGCAGGAGCAGAAAUACACAUGCCAUGUGCAACAUGAGGGGCUGCCUGAGCCCUUCACCCUGAGAUGGGAGCCUGCUUGGUACAAUAAGCCCAAGUGGAUUGCUACCCUGAUUCUAGUUCCUCUCGUUUGUCUCGCCUUGGUGCUUUGCAUAUGGGUGAAGAAGAAUGCAGGUGGGAGAGGAAGGCGUGACACCCAGGAAGCAGGCAGAGACAGUCCCCAAGACUCUAGCGAGAUUGUUGUGGAUGAUGAGCUCUCAGAGGCCUCACUUAGUCUCCUCACUCAGGAACACCCUCAAGAGAACACGCACAGCUGCACCCCCCGCCCAUCACCUGUGGGAUCGCCUGCAACAGCUACUGAAGAGUGGAAUCUUUCCUUUUGUAUCCCAUUAGCGAAUCUUCAUUGUCAACGUGACUGGAUUUAGAGUCACCUGGGAGAUGCCCCUUUGGGUGGAUGUGAGGGUGUUUCUAGACAGAUUUAGCCAACAAGGGAUGCAAGGAGCCCCACUGAUUGGACAGAGUCUCAAGAGAAAGCCAGCAAAAUGCUAGAGCUCCCCUUCCUCUGCUUCAUGACCAGGGCAUGAGCAGGCCAGGUCUUGCCACCCUGGACAGAAAAUAGGUCCCACCUUUCUGUCUUGAAUAUCUGACCACCUGUCUCUUCCCUGUGUGGCAUCUAGUCAGGCAUUUUGUCACGAUGUCAAGGGGUCCAGGGAGAGGAAGCUCCCUCCUCUCACCCACAGCACUAAGGGUGCUAUCCCCGAUGUCUCAGGGACAUUUAAUCAGUCAAAUUGGGAUCAAUGGCUUUGAUGCAGAAAAGAACUGUGGACUAUAGUAGAGAUGGGGUUUAAUAAAAAAAUUAUUUUUUUUUAA
This is a messenger RNA of Arvicanthis niloticus (Nile rat), 1705 nucleotides long. Its product is annotated as H-2 class I histocompatibility antigen, Q10 alpha chain-like. The record is from RefSeq and is a predicted model, not a curated record. Gene Ontology annotation, biological process: antigen processing and presentation of endogenous peptide antigen via MHC class I via ER pathway, TAP-independent; immune response; positive regulation of T cell mediated cytotoxicity. Gene Ontology annotation, molecular function: signaling receptor binding; peptide antigen binding. NCBI's taxonomy places the organism in Eukaryota, Metazoa, Chordata, Mammalia, Rodentia, Muridae. Gene Ontology annotation, cellular component: external side of plasma membrane.